This is a messenger RNA of Toxorhynchites rutilus septentrionalis, 3640 nucleotides long. RefSeq names its product protein snail. Gene Ontology annotation, molecular function: RNA polymerase II cis-regulatory region sequence-specific DNA binding; DNA-binding transcription factor activity, RNA polymerase II-specific. The coding region runs from base 811 to 2553 and encodes 580 amino acids. Gene Ontology annotation, biological process: regulation of DNA-templated transcription. The record is from RefSeq and is a predicted model, not a curated record. Lineage: Eukaryota; Metazoa; Arthropoda; Insecta; Diptera; Culicidae. The transcript is spliced from 4 exons.
GCUGCGAGGUGCAAGCAUCGCAGCGUCUUUUUCCCACGAGUGUGAAUCCGUUUAUUUUCCCGAGUUGUGUUUGCGAACAAAGGUGAUGCUGAUGCGAUGACCACGGGCCGGACGUGAUUGUGCAGAAAAUUGGAGCUUGAACUAGUUUUCCCAUUGCGUUACAGCGAGAUAAACACGAGCGAAAAUGCGAACGCGCGGUUAGUGUUUACGUAGAAAAGAGGUGAUCUUUGUUGAAAAUCGUGAAAAACAACACGCCUCGUGGACAGGGCAACCGGGAUACGGACUGGGGUGUCCGGCCGAGGAUAUGAAGGAAGCGCGAUAAAUAACAAACCGUCCUUAGCCAUCCGUCAAAACCGUCAUCACCAGCGGCAGGUGGAUUAUGAUCAGUUGACGAAAACGGCAAGAGAGCGUUUUUUUUAUUUGUACGAUCGUGUGUUCACUAGCGUCAGAAGGAGCCUACCAGCAAAUGGUCAGAUCUUCAGUCCACGGUAACUCUGAGAGGAAAAUUAACGACGCAGGAGAUGCUUUAGUGAAAUGUUAUCGUCGUAAUUUCUAACAUGUUUGUUUAGACAGUUGGACCUGGUGUUUGUUGAAGUCAGUGUUUUUUUCUGUUCGUUGUAUUGACGAAAGUAAGAGUGGAAAUUUAUGAACUAUUUGGAACGAUAGAAGUGUUGAACAGCGAAAGGAGUGACAUUUAUAUGAUAAAAAACAAACUCGCGCCAGAUUGUUGUUGUGCUGUUUGGCUACGCGGAACUGCGAAUAUCUCCGGGACAUCCCAAACACAGCUUCACCACAGAUAGACUGGGAGAAAUGGUACAGGAAAUGCCGAGCAGCGUUCCAGAGGAACUCUACAAUCUCACCCAGCUAGCGGAGGUGUCGAUUGCGGCGGGCAAACUAAACACCAGCGCUCAACCGGAGGAACCAUAUCACCACCCUCACUAUCCGGUUCAGUACAGUGCAAUUAAGUACUACACUCUACAGCACGAGUCACCAUCUUAUCACCCGGUGGACUACUAUCAGCAUGCAGUGUCCUAUCACAGCCAUUUGUGUGAUGAUAACGAUGACAGGCAGGCAAAUCUUGAUAGCCCUUCGCCACCCGUCGCGCACCGGCAGCAGUCCUAUUCUGCCACCAAAAAGAAGUGGAAGACAAAUUGGGAAAUCAACCGAAGUUUGAAGAUACAACACCAGCAGCAACAGCAGCAAAAGAUCAACAAGAUAAAAGAUGCUAGCGAACGCUCGUCGGAUCACGAUGACUCGCACGAAUCGGCCAAUCUCACGUACUACACCUCCACGAUAAGGACGGCUCAAAGUGUUUGUGGUGACGGUUCGAGUCCGGCGCGGCCAUCUAGCAGUAGUAGCAGCAAUAGCAGUAGCAAUCAGGCUGUCGGUGAAGAACAACAGCCGGCCAGACGAAAUUCGUACGCCUCGGAGGAAUCGGAAGAUUCCAGCUACUCGUACUCUCAUAAAGUGUUUGACAGAAAGAAAUCGCGAACGCUCUCGUGGAACAGUGGAAGCAGCUAUAGCUAUGGGGAAGAAAGUCAGCGUGUGUGCGGUGAGCAGGAUCACAGCCGAGAGGAUGUUCCCAUUGAAUACAGGACCGACAGUCAAGAGUACAAUGAACUACUGGAGUCUGGACGAGGCGCAAGCAGUGGGGAUGAGAUUGGGCCAUCGGAUGAUGUGCACACCUGCCCAGAGUGUGGAAAAAAAUACUCGACUUCCUCAAAUCUGGCGAGACAUCGGCAGACGCAUCGAUCUCUGCAAGACAAAAAGGCUCGACGCUGUCCACACUGCUCGAAGGUUUACGUCUCUAUGCCAGCCUACUCGAUGCAUGUCCGAACGCACAACCAAGGCUGUCAAUGUCCAACGUGUGGCAAGUGUUUCUCCCGUCCGUGGCUGCUACAAGGUCACAUAAGAACCCACACAGGUGAGAAGCCGUUCAAAUGCAGCGUCUGCCAGAAAGCAUUCGCGGACAAAUCGAAUCUCCGGGCACACGUCCAAACCCACUCAAACACCAAGCCGCACUGCUGCUCACGCUGCGGCAAAGCGUUCGCCCUUAAAUCCUACCUUUACAAGCACGAGGAUUCGUCCUGCAUGAAAAACAAGGCUGGAAAACAUUUGAAACAAGGCCACCCGAAAAACCGCAGAAAGGCGGACAAAACGCACUCGCCAUCCCCUUCAUCAUCAUCCGGUGGUACGGAGAGUCGUCUCUACUCGGUUGGACUUGCUCAUCAACACCAGCAGCAACAGCAAUCCUCCGGUAGUCCCAUCGAUUUGGCCCUGCAAACUGAGCUGCAGCUCAAGAAGGAUGCUGUGAGGGCAAAAAUACGAGAGGUCCUGGAAGACAACUGCAAAAAAUCGGCCCAGCUGAAGGCGGCAACCGACAACCGAAUCAGUGUGAUCCGAACGACGGCGAGUACAGGUGACGUGUAUUACAGCAGACAGGACGAGGUGCAUGUAGCCUUCGCCCGGGAACGCAUACAAGCUGGACUUGGAAGCGAAGCGGGCAGCGGUAGCGGCUAUGAAUAUCCUAGAAAUUAUGCCAUCAUUGCGUGAUAAUUUGUGACUAUCUCGCACUCGGUGAGAUUCACACGUUGUAUUCUAAAUACUAAAAACCUAACUCUAGCAUUUAGCCUCCCAUUUUGUAGAUGCAUAAGACAUUGUAUACACACAAGUAUUGAUAGCGUUUCACAUUUUUUUAUUUCGAGAUAUAGUAAUACUCGAAAACAAACUGUGAAUUCUCAUGUGCCUUAGCUGUAGUGACUCAGUGUAAAUAUUAACGUGGUUUCGUCAACCGUUUAGCAUUAGAAACAUGUACAUUUUUGUAAACCUAGAAUCUCUAGAAUUGAAACCACAGCUAGCUGGACCAAAAGAAAGAAGUUUUUGUCGAAUGGGAAGCAUUUAGAAAUGAUCAUCUAUUUCGGUACAAUUUCGACAGUGCUUUCGACUUUUAUGACUUUUAUGUUUAUUUUUGCGUUAACGAAGGACGAGAAUGUUCUAGUCUUUUAAUUUUAUUCGAUAUUUGUUUUCUUUAAGUUGCUUUAGAUUUUCGUGUAAUUUAUGUGCCAUGAAAACAAAAAAUGAGUUAUUCUAAUCAUUUGAUAAAUGUAUGUUCUAUUUUGCUCUCUGAUAUAAGUUUCGAUUCGUAUAGUAUGUACAAUCACAUUUUAUUUUAAGUUUAUUAUUUCUUUGCGAAAACGAGACUCUUAAGCUGAUAACGAUGGUGCCAUAAUUAGUAGUAUGUAGUGAAGCAAUCUUUAUAGCGGAUAAGUAUUGUAUCGCCAAUUGGCCGGAUUAUGUGCAAUGAGUAGUGAUUUGUAAGUAAAUUGAAGAUGCAGUAAACAUUAGAUAUUGGCAUCGACGACACAAACGAAGAUUCAGUGAGUAAUAUUGUAGACUAGAGAUACGACUUGACAAGACUUAUUAAAAUAAAUGAUAUGUAUGGUGAAUUGGAUUUAUUUUGUUGAAUCUUAUUACUUCCCUUUCACCGCCAACUCGGUCCUAAACACGAAUGAGUAUAAUCAAAUGAGAGCAGCAGAGACAGGUUUGAACACUUCAGCAAGCGGGAUCUAAUCACCAAACCCAAAUAUAGAAGACGAGUGGGUACCAGGGACAUAACCGGGAGAUAUAGGACUACACGAAG